CUGCGUGCUGGCAAGAUGGUCAUGCUCCAGGGAGAGGUGCCUCAGGAUGCACGCAGGUUCCAGGUGGACUUCCAGUGCGGCUGCAGCCAGCACCCCCGGCCAGACAUUGCCUUCCACUUCAACCCUCGCUUCCACACCACCAAGCCCCACGUCAUCUGCAACAGUCUGCACGGGGGGCACUGGCAAGCCGAGACCCGGUGGCCGCGCCUGGCCCUGCAGAGAGGUGCCAGCUUCCUCAUCCUCUUUCUCUUUGGAAACGAGGACGUGAAGGUGAGUGUGAACGGAAAGCACUUCCUCCACUUCCGCUACCGGCUCCCGCUGUCACGGGUGGACACCCUGGGCAUAUCCGGUGACGUCUCCGUGAGGGCCGCGGCAUUCCUGAACAGCAGCCCCUUCAUGGAGGGUGGCAGUGAAUACCCAGCUGGACACCCCUUCCUGUCCGAAAGCCCGUGUCUGGAGCCGCCCUGCUCCCGUGUGCUCCCCCGGGGACUCUGGCCAGGGCAGACCAUCACUGUGAGGGGACUGGUCUUGCCAGAGCCUAAGGAUUUCACGCUGAGCCUGCGCGACGGGGCCGCCCACGUACCUGUGACGCUCAGGGCUUCCUUCACAGACAGAACGCUGGCCUGGAUCUCGCCCUGGGGAAGGAAGCAGCUGAUCUUGGCCCCCUUCCUUUUCUACCCCCAGCGAUUCUUUGAGGUGCUGCUCCUGUGCCAGGACGAUGGGCUGAAGCUGGCACUCAAUGGGCAGGGUGUGGGGGCCACCAGCCUGGGCCGGCAGGUCCUGGAGCGGCUGCGGGAGCUCCGUGUCAGUGGCAGCGUCCAGCUCUACUGUGUUCACUGCUGAACACAGUGGAUCUGGCUAGAGAAGGGGAGGGCAGCCUGCCCCCAGCAUGGGCCCCUCUUCUCCUCCCAUCAAACUGACCUGUGUCCCUACUAUGCCAGGUAGAGCAGCUUCGGGAACCAGGAGCCUGAGUCUGAGGGGGUGCUGGCCCCACAGCACCCUCUGAUCUCCCCCCCUAGCUAGGGUGUAGCUCCAUCUUCUUCAUGGCUUCCACAAGGAGGACACACGUUCCAGUUCAGUGGCUCAAAGGAUAUAGACACUCAUGUCAUUCUCAGCGCACAGCUCUGGGGAGAACGGCCAAGGAGAGUAGGCAGGUCUGCUCCUGCUGGCCCCAGGCUGGGCCUGGCCAUCGUCCCACUUCCAAUUCAACACCACCUGUGUCCAGAGCUUAGUUACCUCCGUGUCUAAGUGUCACCCUCCAAGAAACAGAAUGUGGACUAGGCGUCCCAGACUUCAUUAGCCCCGGGUAGGGGGUGGGCCCAUGGGCUCACACCCCCACGUGCCACUCAGUCACACUAGCCACGCUGACUUCAGAGGGCUGGAGGCACCCAUGGGGUGACCAGGUGCCUGGGUACACAUCUAUAGCCAUGAGGAAAAGGGCAUGGACUCUGGAGGUAGCUGCACGCCCUGUGCUAAUAUUCUGCCAGCAAGGAAACUCAGGCACAGAGAGACUAAGUGAAAGGGAAAGAGAGACCAGCACCAAGGAAACAGCAAGGCUGCUAAAGACAAAAUAACUUAAUAAUUACUAAUUAUGCAUUUUAUAUAUAGUGACAGGUCACAUAUCUGUAUAGAGUAGUAUACAUUAUGCAUCUUGUAAUAAAAUCUGCCACAUGGCUUCACAUGUAUAAACAUGCCCUUUAUGCUGUUGGCGAGAAUCUCAUGUAAAGUUGACAAUAGAAGACUGUUUCCUUCUGGCAUUUAUUCAGUGUGCACUGGUAUUUAUUUAGCUGCCAUGUUUUUAUCCCCUGCUGCC
Molecule: messenger RNA, 1813 nt
Organism: Condylura cristata (star-nosed mole)
Lineage: Eukaryota; Metazoa; Chordata; Mammalia; Eulipotyphla; Talpidae
Gene: LGALS12
Product: lectin, galactoside-binding, soluble, 12
Exons: 8
Coding region: 16-843 (275 amino acids)
Biological process (GO): lymphatic endothelial cell migration; intrinsic apoptotic signaling pathway
Molecular function (GO): integrin binding; lactose binding
Source: RefSeq, a predicted model, not a curated record